AGUUGGCAGUCAAACUUUCAGAGCGACGAGCAGAGGAAAGACAUCGGGAGCAGCACUAGAGUUUCUCACCAACCUACUCCAAAGGAUUUCCUCAACUCAAGGUUACAUUCCUUCUCGGAAGACUUUGUUUGGAUCCUUCUACUUGCUUUUUUUCGGGUAAUCAUGAUGUUUACCGGUUUCAACACGGAGUGCGACUCUUCCUCCCGCUGCAGCACCGCUUCCCCGUCCGGGGAGCAGCUGGGCUACUAUCCUUCCCCAGCCGGAUCUUACUCCAGCAUAGAAUCACCACAGUCUCAGGAUUUCACUGACCUGACAGCAUCAAGUGCCUCCUUCAUCCCCACUGUCACAGCCAUUUCGACAAGCCCGGAUCUGCAGUGGAUGGUACAGCCUUUGAUCUCCUCGGUGGCCCCAUCUCACAGAGCUCACCCCUACAGCCCCAGCCCCGCCUACUCCAGACCGGCCAUGAGGUCUGCAGCAUCCAAGGCUCACGGCAAGAGGGGCAGAGUGGAGCAGGUGACACCUGAGGAGGAAGAGAAGAAGAGAGUUCGCAGAGAGAGGAACAAGCAGGCAGCAGCAAAAUGCCGCAACAGGAGGCGAGAGCUCACAGACACUCUGCAAGCUGAAACUGACCAGCUUGAGGAUGAAAAGUCCAGCCUGCAGAAUGAUAUUGCUAAUCUUCUGAAGGAAAAGGAGAGGCUCGAGUUCAUUCUUGCUGCCCACCAACCCAUCUGCAAAAUCCCCUCCGAGCUGGACUCAGACUUCUCUGUCAUCUCAAUGUCUCCAGCCUGUCUCACAACCGGUGUGUCCACCCAGCCACAGGCCACCAUCCCCCAGGCAUCCACUAUCACUUCCAGCCAGCCAACCUUCACCUCCACUUCCACCUCCACCUCCAACUCCAUCUUCUCCACCGCCACCAUCUCCAACAGCACAGUCAAGAUGACAGACCUGGACUCCUCCGUUCUGGAGGAGUCUCUGGAUCUGCUCACAAAGACUGAGAUGGAGACAGCGCGGUCAGUGCCGGAGGUUGACCUGUCCAACUCCCUCUACACAACUCAGGACUGGGAGGCCCUUCACACCACGGCCACCGCCGCCGACUUCGAGCCCCUGUGCACGCCCGUGGUGACCUGCACACCGGCCUGCACCACCUUCACGUCUUCUUUCGUGUUUACCUUCCCAGAGGCGGAGACCUUCCCCACCUGUGGCGUCGCCCACAGGAGAGGAAGCAACAGCAAUGACCAGUCCUCUGAUUCGCUCAGCUCGCCCACCCUGCUGGCCCUUUAAAGACUCUUCCAUUAAAAAAAAAAAAGCAAAAACACUUCCUAUUAGCACAUUUUCUUGACAUAUGAGAUGUGCAGACCACAGGGCUAUGGAGCGGACUUGUACCAGGAAGCAAAUUAUUUAUGAUUUUAUUUGCCUUUAUCUAUACUUGCCUAUUACACCAAUGUAGCAAGUUAAAAAGCAUGUUUUAACUAAUACCACCUAGUCGUUGUAUGAGUUCAUAAUAUAUGAUUUUAAUGGUGCUAGAUAACAAAAAAAAACUUGUCGUAGUGUUGAUGUGUGUUUCAGAGCAAUAGUUAUUAUUGAUCCAGUUUGUUUUCUGGUUGAUGGAAAGUGAGAGUAAUUGUGAACUUCUUUUUUUUUGUGAAACUUACAAAAACAAAACAAACAAAAAAAACUGAUGUGCUUUGUCCUAACCAUGGUCUGAGUGGUCCUUAUCUUCGGUAUGAAAAGUUUUCUGUGAAAACACCAGUGGUUUUAAUUUAUGAAAUGUUUAUUUUUUUACAGAGAGAGCAAAAGAUGAAAGUUGUUUGUAAGAUGUAUAAACAAUAAUAAAAAAAAAAAAGAUAGUGAUAUUUCAAUUCAA
Molecule: messenger RNA, 1864 nt
Organism: Acanthopagrus latus (yellowfin seabream)
Lineage: Eukaryota; Metazoa; Chordata; Actinopteri; Spariformes; Sparidae
Product: proto-oncogene c-Fos-like
Exons: 4
Coding region: 163-1281 (372 amino acids)
Biological process (GO): regulation of transcription by RNA polymerase II
Cellular component (GO): nucleus
Molecular function (GO): RNA polymerase II cis-regulatory region sequence-specific DNA binding; DNA-binding transcription factor activity, RNA polymerase II-specific
Source: RefSeq, a predicted model, not a curated record